Messenger RNA from Aspergillus neoniger CBS 115656, 1243 nucleotides. Its product is annotated as GIG1 family protein. The coding region runs from base 332 to 1102 and encodes 256 amino acids. NCBI's taxonomy places the organism in Eukaryota, Fungi, Ascomycota, Eurotiomycetes, Eurotiales, Aspergillaceae. The record is from RefSeq and is a predicted model, not a curated record. Gene Ontology annotation, biological process: N-acetylglucosamine metabolic process. Gene Ontology annotation, cellular component: cytoplasm. The transcript has 4 exons.
AGAUAUCCUUCUCCCCCUCUUCUUAAUAACAUGACCGUCAAUCCCUUCUGGAAUGGGCAGCGGGGCGUCGCGGCAUCCCCAUACUUUCAAUAAUCAAUAACUCAUCGCCACCGCAUCCGGAACCGGUCACCGUUUAUAAUAGAAUCAGCUCUUACAGCUCGAUUCGGUCGGUGCUUUUUCUGUUCUUUCUUGCUUGCUUCUUUUUUUCCUUUUCACCGGUUCGUUUUGUCUUACCUGCUGCUUGUCUUAUACAUUAGAUGCUUUCGCUUCAUAGACUCGGACGUUCUUUCCCCUGCCACCGCUCGUCUAUCGAUAGAGUCAGACCGUCGCUAUGUCGUCCGCUGCAACCUACACAACCUUUCACGAGGGAAUUCACUCUCCGGAUAUGAAAGCCUCGACCAAGAUACUCAGCCCGACAGCCAGCCUUGCUCCAAAGACCUUACCGUACUGGCUUGUCAAUGUUCCCCGCUCGCAAUGGACAGCAGAAUGUCCCAGCUAUCUACGCGACAUGUCGCAGAAAAACAUCGAGGUGCUUUCGACCCCUGACGAGCAGUACCGGAGACAGGGGUGGGAGCUAGUCAAGGAGAUCGUUCGGUCCAACCAGAUCGAUCGGUUUCAGCGUCUUCCUAGCGAUUUGAGACGGUAUCUUGAGUUCAAGGAGCAGAUUGUCGCGGAGUAUGGAUCGGUCAUGCGGUUUGUCGUGAAGGAACGGCUUCGCUGGGGAGAAGGGACGGCGGAUGAUUUGAAGCCGAAGGGGCGGCCGUUUGAAUAUGAUGAGGAUAUUCGCAUUCUUUACAAUGACUGGCCAUAUGGAGUCGAGGAAGGCAUUGUUCACUUGGUGGUGUGGACAAAGUUCGAGCUGGAGGAUGAUCCGGUCACGGAUGACCUGACGCCACGCGCACGACAGGAGAUUGAGGAGUAUGUGCAACGGACGUUUCUCUCACGGAUGCCAGCCGAUCAGGUCAUCUGGUUCAAGAACUGGAAGUCAUUAAAGUCAGUGCAUGCCGUGGAGCACUUCCAUGUCAUGCUGCACCAUCCCGAUGCGGAAUUCCUACGGGAGAUCACAGGAGGGGAUGCUCCGCUGAAACGACAGUCGGCAUGAGUAGAUACUAGAGAUGGAUUGAUUUAGUUGAUGGUUAAGGGUUAAUCCGGUAUAGAGAUAGACGAGAUGGGUAGAUGGGUCCCUCAGACUAAGAUCUGAAGGAAAUAAUAAUAAUAAUAAUCACCAACCAUUAUAGGAGGC